Messenger RNA from Polyodon spathula (Mississippi paddlefish), 958 nucleotides. Its product is annotated as transmembrane protein 11, mitochondrial. Lineage: Eukaryota; Metazoa; Chordata; Actinopteri; Acipenseriformes; Polyodontidae. Gene Ontology annotation, biological process: inner mitochondrial membrane organization. The record is from RefSeq and is a predicted model, not a curated record. The transcript has 2 exons. Gene Ontology annotation, cellular component: mitochondrial inner membrane. Bases 57 to 617 code for a protein of 186 amino acids.
AUUUCCCAUGAUGCAUCGGCUCACGUUUGAACGACAGCAGUGUGUUGGUCUCCAAGAUGGCGGCGUGGGGAAGGAGGCGCGGUGUCCCAGGCAGCAGGGAGAGAGUCGUGUCGUCCACAGACUGUUACAUCGUGCAUGAGAUCUACAAUGGGGAAAACGCUCAGGAGCAGUUUGAGUAUGAGCUAGAGCAAGCCCUGGAGGCGCAGUACAAGUACAUCGUGAUUGAGCCCACCCGCAUUGGGGACGAGACGGCCCGCUGGGUCGCAGUGGGGAACUGCCUGCACAAAACAGCCGUGCUAUCGGGCAGCGCCUGCCUGCUCACCCCGCUGUCACUGCCCCAGGAGUACUCGCGCUAUAUCGCUCUGCCCGCCGGAGCUCUCAGUGUGGCCUGCGCAGCCCUCUAUGGCAUCUCCUGGCAGUUUGACCCCUGCUGCAAGUACCAAGUUGAGUACGACACCUAUAAACUGUCCCGCUUGCCACUGCACACGCUCACUACUUCUACACCUGUGGUGCUGGUGAGAAAGGACGACAUUCACAGAAAGAGACUCCACAACACGAUAGCGCUAGCUGCCCUGGCGUAUUGUGUAAAGAAGAUUUAUGAACUUUACGUUGUUUGAUUUCGAGAACAAACUGACAUAGAAUGUUAAGCUUCUAGUAUUGUUUUGGCACACUUUCUUUUUAUCUGAGGUAAUAUCACCAGUGCACUGAUUAUAUAUCACUCUACAUAUUUCUUUUUCCAGUUCUCCGUACACUAAACUGUGGGUUUGGAUUGAAUUCAAUAUUUGAGAAUUAAAAGACCUUUUAAAUGGACAAACUGUUUUUUUCAUAGCAUUUUAAGUAUUAACAAAGGCCUAAUGCAUCUAUAUUCCUAGUAGUUUUAUUGUACCCUUAAUUGCUGGUCUGAAAGACAUCACUUCAUUAAACGUUAGGACAUUAGAAAAUGUUCUUUCUUUUUUCA